CCGCAACGACGCACCGAUAUGACCAGCAAAGGAUCACAGCAGUCCACCGGUACCCGAGUAGGGAGAAGAGUUAGGAGCCUAACACCAUGGACACACCCACAAAAUUAUUCCCAUCAUUCCCAUGUGUUGGGGGGGGAAAAGGCGGAACGGUAGAUCCCACGACAUUGUACUCGAGUGCUUUUUUGGAUGAUGGACCCAUCCACCACGAUGGCAAUUGUGCCGGUACGGUACAGUCUCUCAUUGGGCCAGAGCUUCACCCAGAACUGCAAUACUCAACCCACAAGUAGGCUCCGCAGCUUGGUACAAGUACAGCGUGGUUGGGUUUCACAGUUGUGCACGUAUCCGUAGAUGCGUUUUUUCUGCUUUGAAUUCCCACCACCUUUAUUACCUCUUAUCCUCCCCUCCGUCCCUCCACACCCUUCGACCUUUCGUCAACUGUUUUGUUUUUACUUCCAAAAAGGCUAGUGAUAUGGAGUCUCCACGAGGUUCAUGUCCAAGUGGAUAUAAUUGGUACGUAUGUGCGCUGUCCACGUACAAUGGUUGCUGUCGGAUAGACCCCUGCUCGCUUCCACAAGGUUGCCCGCCGGAUGCUCAGUUCUCCUCAACCUUGCCUGGCGGUACCGGUACCAUCCCCAGUCCCAAUCCGGGAACUUCAGCAACAAGGUCCCCUUCAGCAACAGUGAAAACGUCUUCUACAUCGCCUGUAUCCCCUACAGUCCCACCUGUUUCUGGUUUGGAUCCCACCUCCAGUUCACCGGUACACACUUCCACCCCCGCGUUUUCAACCUCUGGGACUGCCUCUUCCGCUUUGCCCACCAGCGCCGGUUCGAACUCCGGCGGGAACUCCAAAGACACAAACCCAGUCCCACAGGCAGUCAUCGUCGGGGCGACAAUCGGCGGGGUUCUCAUUAUCCUAAUAAUAAUCCUGAUCAUAAUGCUCUGCCGCCGCCGCCGAGAGAGCAAAAAUUCCGCGAAUGACCUCCCAAAUUACGACAGCGAACCCUCCCCCGGUGAUGGUGCUGUCAGAGGUAUCUCAAACCCCGCCCCAAGCCCGACCCUUAACUCCCCCCCGCUAACGGAAAGCCAUUAUAGCGGAGCGCAAUGGCUUCUUAGCCCUCUUCACACGAACCCGCCCGAUGUCCGCCGCCAAAGCUAUAACAAUGCCAACUGA
Molecule: messenger RNA, 1171 nt
Organism: Tuber melanosporum (Perigord truffle)
Lineage: Eukaryota; Fungi; Ascomycota; Pezizomycetes; Pezizales; Tuberaceae
Exons: 1
Coding region: 470-1171 (233 amino acids)
Source: RefSeq, a predicted model, not a curated record